CAUUAAUGACGCACUUGGGCGUGGCCAAUAGGUGUGUUUCAGUGGAGGCGGGGACCCAGAGAGUGCGGUCAGCGGCGGGGCCUUGGGGUCAUCCUCUAAUCUUCUUUAAAGGUUACCGCAGGAGUCAGUAUUAUGGAAGACCCUGAAGACAACAAUAAGGAGGACACUCAUCUGCCCCAAGACCCCCCUGCCUCCCCUGAAGAGGUCAUCCCAUGUGUGAAGCCCUCAGAGGUCCCCAAGGAACCUGUCAUUCCCUUGAUUCAGAAUGGCUAUCACAGGCAGCCCCUGGUCCAGCCCUCUGGGCUAUCCACAGACACCAAGACCUUGAUGGAUGAGGUGCUGUCCCAGGCUGUGAAGGAACUGAUUGAGGAAACCGAGAAGUCCCUGGAAGAAAGAAAGAAUGCAAAUGCCGACUCCAUGCUCACUAUCCCCAUGAUCCAGAAAGGAUACACCUCCAACAAGGAAGGGGUAGACAGCGAACACUCAGCUGAAACUGUACCAAAAGAAGCUGAUUAUGAGGCAGUCUCUGUGGAGGCCUAUGGACUGGCCAUGCUGCGGGGUAUGGGCUGGAAACCUGGUGAUGGCAUUGGACGCACUUUCAGUCAAAUAGUGAAGCCCCGUGUCAACUCAUUGAGGCCCAAGGGGUUAGGGCUGGGCGCCAACCUGGCUGAGAUGAAGGCCUUGACCUCCACCAGUUCCAGCUGCCUUCCAAGAACAAAUGUGGACCAAGAUCAGGAUGACGGGCAGGAUACGACAAGGCAGCCCGAAGGGCUGAAGACGGGGACAGCUGUGACGGUCGUUUCUGGCCAUUACCGAGGCCGCUACGGGAAGGUUGAAGGCCUUGACCCUGACAAUGCUCGGGCCAUGGUGCGUCUGACAGGGGAGAACUCUGUGGUGACUGUUAGUGAGUACUGCCUGCGCCCUGUCUCCCAGCAGGAGCAUGAUGAGAACUCCAUGGAUCUCAAUCAGGAGAACACAACUCCCACGGGGCGACCGACCGACCCAGCCUUGUCACAGAAGACCCUCCAAGAUCAGGGUGCCCAUGCCCAUCUGGACUCAACGAGGAAGCGGAAACACCCCGUAGACCAACAAGAAGGGCCUGUGGCCAAAAGCGAGAAGACAGCUUCCAGAAGUCCACACUGGAUACACAGAGACCUGCGCGUACGCUUUGUGAACAAGCUCUACAAGAAUGGCCAGUACUACAACACCAAGAUGACGAUUGAAGAUCUCCUGAGCCCAGACACCUGUGUAUGUCGAACUGAUGAAGGCCGAGUGUUAGAAGGUGUAAAGGAGGACAUGUUGGAGACACUGGUUCCCAAGACAGAAGGUGAACGCGUGAUGGUGGUGCUGGGACCACAGGCCGGAAGGGUAGGCCAGCUGCUGCGCCGUGACACAGCGCGAAGCAGGGCUUUGGUACAGCUGCACAGAGAUGAUCAGCUGGUGGAGCUGCAUUAUGACGCCGUGUGCCAGUACAUGGGCCCCAGUGACUCCGAUGAAGACUGACGGGCUCCGCUCCCAUUCCCCAGGCGGCUACCAGUUCUGUGCAGUGGGAAAGAGCAGGGAAAAGCUUGCAGGCACAGACAGGGAAAUGAGUAACCGGACCAAAAGGGAGACUGAAAACAAACCUGGUAGCUAGCCAAGUGGAAUGGGCAAUAAAAACCAUUUGAAACACUUA
Messenger RNA from Oryctolagus cuniculus (rabbit), 1675 nucleotides. NCBI's taxonomy places the organism in Eukaryota, Metazoa, Chordata, Mammalia, Lagomorpha, Leporidae. The record is from RefSeq and is a predicted model, not a curated record.